This is a messenger RNA of Yamadazyma tenuis ATCC 10573, 1739 nucleotides long. RefSeq names its product lysine--tRNA ligase (gene MSK1). Gene Ontology annotation, molecular function: lysine-tRNA ligase activity; ATP binding; tRNA binding. The record is from RefSeq and is a predicted model, not a curated record. Gene Ontology annotation, cellular component: mitochondrion; cytoplasm. Lineage: Eukaryota; Fungi; Ascomycota; Pichiomycetes; Serinales; Debaryomycetaceae. Gene Ontology annotation, biological process: mitochondrial lysyl-tRNA aminoacylation.
ACUUAACUUUACGAUGUAUGCCAUCGCCAGAACCGGUUUCAGGAGGACUACCACAGCCCCGUCCCGCAUAUACUCACGAGUGUUGUCAUCAGUACCGCAGGAGGAACCUACUACCGGGGUGGUUGGUGACGGUGAUGAGUAUAGAAACAGAAAAUUACUGAUACUCAAGCACUCCCAUAGAAACUACUACCCGCCACUACGAGCAUUAUCACAAGAAUACGACCGCCGGCUUCGUGUCAGUCAGUUUAAGGAUGUGUAUGGUGCGGUGGACUUUACCCACUUCCCGUCCAAAAAGGCCCCUGAGUUGGUGAAUCUCCAGGGCAAGAUCCAGUCGAUUCGCCGCAAUGGAAAGUACAUGUAUUUCAUUGAUUUGUCCCAGGAUUUUGUCAAGGUACAAGUGAUGGCUAGCAACAAGAUGAUGGACGUGCCGAAGGACAACUUUGUAGAGAACCAUCACUUUCUUCGCAAAGGGGACUACAUCAACUGUAUCGGUCAUCCAUCAGUAUCGAACACUGGAGAGCUCCUGUUGAAAUUGACUCGUCCCAUCGACAUUUUGGCGCCUUGUUUAAACUCAAUGGUGGUGCCCCAGCACUUGAGUGACAGAAAAACCAUCAAUUCAAACCGGAUUUUGAACUAUUUGGUGAGUCCCACCGCUCGCGAAACCAUCUUGGUGAAGAACUUGGUGAUCAAGUUGAUCCGUCAGUUCUUAACGGCCAAGCAGUUCAUGGAGUUCCAAACGCCUUUGCUUAACGGCAAUUCCACCGGCGCCAAUGCCCGGCCAUUUGUCACCAGGUCCAAUCAUGUGGACACAGAGCUCCAAUUGCGAGUGGCUCCUGAGUUAUGGCUCAAGAAGUUGGUGAUUUCAGGGUUUGAGCGGAUCUUUGAGAUUGGAAGUAGCUUCCGAAACGAAGGUAUUGAUGCCACCCAUAACCUGGAGUUCACUACCUGUGAGUUUUAUCAGAGUUUUACCGAUUUAGACCAGUUGAUGGGCAUUACCCAGGAAUUAUUUACAUAUUUGCAUAGUAACUUGGAGGUGGAAGGGAAUGCUUUGGGGUUGAACAUCCUCCACCAGACGUUGCCUGAGCUCCAGGCCUUGAAAGAGCCGUUCACAAGGAUAGAGUUUAUUCCCACUCUUGAGGAAAAAACAGGUCUACAGCUACCCACUGAGUUGAACUCAUACAACCUUGUACAAUACCACCAGCAGUUGGACCUUGAGGUUCCAGAAGUGAGGUCUCCCGCGGUUCUUUUGGACAACUUGGCGGCGGUGUAUUUGGAACCAAUUUCACACCAUUCCACCAAGCCGGUGUUCAUAUAUAAUCACCCAGCUGAACUAUCACCACUCUCCAAGUCCACCCAUAUUGCGUAUGGCCUGCGGGAGUACGAUAUAUCGUUGCGAUUUGAGUUGUUUAUCAAUGGCAAAGAGUAUAUUAAUGCUUAUGAGGAGGAGAACUCACCGAUGGAUCAGUUAGAAAAGUUCAAGGCACAACAGUCCUCUAAGCUGGACUUCAACGACCAGGAAGCGUUGAUACCUGAUUGGAACUAUAUCAAGCUGUUGGAGUUUGGACUCCCACCAACUGGUGGUUGGGGAUGUGGAAUUGACCGGUUGUCGAUGUUGUUCACUAAUAGUGAACGCAUUGACCAGGUGCUUCCGUUUGGGAACGUGAAGGAUGUGUUGAAGAAUUGACCCAGGAAAGCCCUUGUAUAUAUGUAUAUAAAAGAAGCUAAUAUAGUACUUCUCA